AGACGCGCCGCCGCCGCAUACUUGCUUGGGACGCCGUCGCGAGUGGCCUUGGCAGCCCACCUCCGGAAGCAAGGGAGCGACCAGCUGCUCCUGCUCGCCGCAUCCACCGCUCACCGGAGGAGGUAGGGGAACUCCAGUUCUGUCGAUCUUGCCGAUCUUUUGUUCAGAGUCUUCAAAUUUAGUUCAAAGUUCCCAGGCCGCAAAAGGUUCAGUUGGAAGCCUCUCAAAAUAGUUAAUCAGUUUCCGGAUUUUGGUACUAUGCCUCCUCUCCAAAUUAGUUGAAAAUUUGUCCGGAUCUUAAUCACAAGCCCGGAUUUUUGGCAUAAAAGUUCACCUGCCGAACGCUAUUGUGUCAAUAGCGUUCGGCAAGUAGUCUUUUAUGACAAAAAAAAAUCCACAAGCCCCAGCUCCGUAACUCUGGAAGUUUUCGUUUUCUUAGCUGAAGGGCUACUCGGUUUAGAUUUAACACUCUCUAGAAUAGUUGAAAUUGUUCGGAUCUUAACUGAGACUGUCUCUAAAUUCUGACUGAUAGCCUCUCUAUUCCAGUUAAAAAUUUCGUUUUCCUUUUGCUGGAGUGUUAAAAGCUAACUAACUUUGAGUUUCCGAGUUUGCAGAAGCUAAUCUCGGUUUACGUUUUGCUGGUAUUCACAAGGGAGCCAUGGAGGUUGCAGCAGGUGCGAUGAGUCCCCUCCUCCGCAAGCUCGGCGACCUGCUCGUCGACGAGUACAACCUGGAAAACAGAGUGAAGAAAGGAAUCCAGUCACUAGAGACAGAGCUGUCAUUUAUGCACUCCGCACUCCGCAAGGUGGGCGAGAUGCCAUCUCACGAGCUCGACCCACAGGUCUGCAUCUGGGCAGACAAGGUGAGGGAGCUGUCCUAUGAAAUCGAAGACGCUGUCGAUGCUUUCAUGGUGCGCGUGGAGGAGGAGGAGGGCUGUCACCAUGCUGGCCCAAUCAACACCAAAAAGAGAGUUAAGAAGUUCCUUAAACGAGCCACCAAAUUGUUCCGCAAGGGAAAGGGUCUGCAUCAGAUCUCCAGUGCCAUCGACGAAGCUCAAGAUCUUGCUAAACAGUUGGCCGAGCUACGUCAAAGGUAUGGGCUUGAAAUGCAGGGCACCAAGGCUGGUUCUACUAUUGACCCUCGUCUGACAGCUAUGUACAAAGAUGUGACGGAGCUUGUUGGUAUUGCCGACCCUUGUGAAAAGAUGAUCAAGAUGCUGAAGAUAGAGGGCGAUGAGGGUUCCAAGAAAGGAUUGAAGGUAGUCUCGGUCGUUGGAUUUGGCGGGUUGGGUAAGACAACUCUUGCCAAAGCAGUGUAUGAUAGGAUUAAAGCACGAUUUCUAUGUGCAGCUUUUGUUUCUGUGUCCCGGAAUCCUGAUGUGAGUAGAGUUUUCAAGGAUAUGCUCUAUGAGCUCGACAAGGUCCAGUUUGGGCACAUUCAUAAUGCAAACAUGGAUGAAAAGCAGCUUAUUGACAAACUACAAGAAUUCCUUGAGAACAAAAGCUAUCUCAUCGUGAUAGAUGACAUAUGGGAUGACAAAGCCUGGAAAUUUAUCAAGUGUGCUUUUUCUGAGAACAAUCACUGUUGUCGACUAAUCACAACAACCCGUAUAGCCAGUGUUGCUGAAGCAUGCUGCUCUUCAACUGAUGAUAUAAUUUAUAGAAAGGAUCCUCUUAAUGAUGAGGACUCCAGAAGGCUCUUUCAUAAACGAAUAUUUUCUCAUGGAAAAGAGUGCCCUAAUGAAUUGGCUCAAAUAUCUAUAGACAUCUUGAAGAAAUGUGGCGGGGUACCACUGGCCAUCAUUACUAUAGCAAGUCUUUUGGUUGUUAAUCAACGGAUAAAAUCAAUUGAUCAAUGGUAUGCUUUGCUUAAAUUGAUCGGUCGGGGACUUGAAGGAGAUGCUUGUGUGGAGGACAUGCAAAGGAUAUUGUCAUUCAGCUAUUACGAUCUACCUUCUCAUUUGAAGACUUGUUUAUUAUAUUUAAGUGUAUUCCCGGAAGAUUACGUGCUUGGGCGAGAUCGGUUAAUAUGGAGAUGGAUUGCCGAAGGUUUUGUCCAAGGUGGAAAACAAGAAACUAGUUUGUAUGAUCUCGGGGAGAGUUAUUUCAAUGAACUUAUAAAUAGAGGCCUGAUCCAGCCUGUAGACAUUGAUAUUGAUGGAAGGGCGAAAGCUUGUCAUGUUCGUGAUAUGGUGCUCGAUCUCAUUUGUUCACUCUCAAUAAAAGACAACUUUCUUACCAUAUUGGAUGGUAUUAAGCGGAACAAGCCUAAUUCACCAAGCAAGAUUCGCAGGCUAUCCAUUCAAAAUACCAUGGUAGAACCCACCACCCUUCGGCUUGAUACUAGGACCAUGCCACAAGUGCGGUCUGUUACUCUCUUUCCUUCUGCUAUUGAUCAGAUGACGUCUCUUUCAUGCUUCCAAGUUCUUCGUGUAUUGGAUUUGGAAUACUGUGAUCUCAGAGAGAUUGGCCAUAAGAUUAACAUGAGGUGUGUCGUGAAUUUAUUACACCUAAGGUAUCUAGGGCUAAGAAGUACAUAUGUGCUUCCGAAGGAAAUUGGAAAGCUACAGUUUCUGCAAACAUUGGACUUAGUAGAAACUGGUCUAAAAGAGUUGGUGCCAAGUAUUGUUCAGCUACAACAUCUGAUGUGCAUACACUUUGAUAAGUAUACAAAACUACCACUUGGAAUGGGGAACCUGACAUCCCUAGAAGAGCUGAGUGAACUCCAUGUGGACCGUUAUUCCUCGGGCAUUGUGGAAGAGCUUAGUCAUCUCAUUGAGCUGAGGGUGCUCCGAAUUAAUUUCGAAGAAUCUGAUGAGAACCAGGAUAAAGAUUUUGUAGAGGCCCUAGGCAAUCUGCGCAAAUUGCAAAGUCUAGAUAUUAAUGGUAAUGAUGGAUGUGUGGAUCUCCUGCGGGAAGGCUGGGUGCCCCCUCAACAAUUACAUAGACUGGCGGUGUUGAAUGGAAAGGACAACAGGUUCUUAACACUACCAGCGUGGAUUAGUCCUUCAUCGCUGCCACUCCUCUCAUACCUGAAUAUAUGGCUGGAUGAAGUUCAGGCCAAGGAUGUCCAGAUCAUCGGGAUGCUGCCAUGUCUUCGUUUUCUCAUGCUUGGGGCGUGGCGGCGGAUAGAAGAGCCCGAGGCAGAAUGUUUCGUGGUUACCGCUGAUGCAUUCCCAUGUGUUAGAGAGUGCAUAUUCUUCAAUUUUGUUAUGGCGCCAUCAUUUCCACGAGGAGCUAUGCCAAUGGUUCAGCUGGCCCAAUUCUGUUUCCGAGCAUGUGACAUUGCCAAUGCUAAUUUGGACUUGAGCAUCUGUCACCUAACUUCCCUAGAGCAGGUCCGCGUUGACCUCUGGUGUAAGAAGGCCAGCACUGGGGAGGUGAAGGAGGCUGAGGCUGCACUUUGGCUCGCUGUGGCCGCCCAUCCCUGCUGCCCCACUCUCUAUAGCAGGAGGAGGUGAAGAAACAAGAGUCAGGCUUGCAUCUACCUGGCUGUUAAGAGAUGAUUUUGUCGGCGCUACUCAAUUGUGUGUGCAAGCCUACACACAUAUCCCCUGUUUGCUGCUUCCAAGCCUUGGCCGUUUUGCUGGUCAUCCUCCAGAUCUCAUCCUCUCCGCCACAUUUCUGUUAUGGCACUUCUCUUAUACUCCCUCCGUUCCAAAAUAAAUGACCCAACUUUGUACUAAAGUUAGUAUAAAGUUGAGUCAUCUAUUUUGGAACGGAGGGAGUAAAAGUGUACCUAGUACUAGUAUGCUCGGAUCCUCCUGUAUAUAUGUAUGAGAAAAAGUAUGUUUUUGGUCCCUCAAGUUGCGAUUUAGUUUACAUUUGAUCCCUCCACAAAUAAUUGCAUAUAUUUGAUCCCUCAUCUUUUGAAACCGAACAAAGUUGGUCCAAAACCAGAUUUUACUUGAAACCACCAAUGAUGUGGCGUGGUUUUCACCCAAAAGAAAAAUAUGCCAGUCCACCUCAUAGUCUUCUUCCUCUCUUCACUGCUUUUCCUUCUCUUUGAGGCAUUUUAUCAAACACCCCACGUGCUUGGCCACGAACGGUAGCGCACAUCAGAUCAGACCAUGUUGAAUGAGAAGC
Triticum aestivum (bread wheat) is the source of this 4085-nucleotide messenger RNA. RefSeq names its product disease resistance protein RGA5. The transcript is spliced from 3 exons. NCBI's taxonomy places the organism in Eukaryota, Viridiplantae, Streptophyta, Magnoliopsida, Poales, Poaceae. Bases 659 to 3460 code for a protein of 933 amino acids. The record is from RefSeq and is a predicted model, not a curated record. Gene Ontology annotation, molecular function: ADP binding. Gene Ontology annotation, biological process: defense response to other organism.